Exophiala xenobiotica is the source of this 1587-nucleotide messenger RNA. RefSeq lists its product as uncharacterized. The transcript is spliced from 3 exons. The record is from RefSeq and is a predicted model, not a curated record. Bases 1 to 1587 code for a protein of 528 amino acids. Lineage: Eukaryota; Fungi; Ascomycota; Eurotiomycetes; Chaetothyriales; Herpotrichiellaceae. Gene Ontology annotation, molecular function: monooxygenase activity; iron ion binding; oxidoreductase activity, acting on paired donors, with incorporation or reduction of molecular oxygen.
AUGAUAUCCCUAGGUACCAUCGGCACGAUGUUUGUGCAUUUUAUACCUGCUGCCUUCGUCGGAUUGUUCGUGUACGGAGUCAUCUGGCCAAUAUUCGUCUACUUCUGGGACCCAAAGAAUCUUCGCAGAUUCCCUGCACCGUCCCUUUGGGGCAUUCCCGCAUUUGCUGCGUGGUCCAAUGUAUGGCUGGGUGCAGUUAUUGCAAAAUACGCCCGAUCAGCGCAUGUGCAAGCGGCUCACGACAAGUAUGGCAAUAUUGUUCGGAUCCAGCCAAAUCACCUAUCAUUCAUUGAACCAAAGGCUGCAAAGGACAUUUACGGCUUUCAAUCCAAGAUGCUGAAGGACGAUUUCUAUGAGACAUUCGCAGCGCCGGACCGGGAGGGCCACACCUUCAAGAGCAUCGUCAAUACCCCCGACCGAGAGGAGCAUUCUCGGAAGCGGAAGUAUAUCUCCAACGCCUUUGCACAGCGAACCGUUGUCAACCUCGAUCCUCUCGUGGGUAGAGGUGUGACAAGUUUGGUCAAACAAUUCGACAGGAUCGCCGUUGCUGGCCCGCCGAAAUGGCCUGGCGCUCCUCGUGAUGGAUUCACCAAUCUGUAUCGGUGGAUCAACCUGCUCGCCUACGACAUCGUCGGCGAGAUAUCUUUCGGAGAAUCCCUAGGGCUCUGUGAGCAGGGCGAUGAUGUGAUGGAAGCCCUUCCCUUCGACGGCAGCGCUCCCUACAAGGCCAAUAUCAUCGAUGCAUUUCAAGGAGGCAACAUUUACGACUGUUUCUUCGGACCCUUUCCUUACAUGGUAAAUGCGCUCAAGAGACUCACCUCCUGGCACCACAACUCCAUCAAGAACAAAGCAUUCGGCGAAUUCGUCAACAUGGAAGUCGACAAGCGCCUAAAGCGUGGAGGUCCCUCUGGCUUUAGAGACUUCAUGUCAUACUUUUUGGAGGACGGGAAGGGCCAGCAACUGAAUUUGGAGUACGGAGAACAAUGGAGGGAGGCAAGUAUCCUUCUGGCCGGAGGAACGGACACUUCAACAUCCUCAAUGACGAGCACCAUUUAUCUUCUCUUGAAGAAUCCACGAUGCCUGCAAAAGCUCAGAGAGGAGCUUGACCCAGUCCUCAAGGAUUCCAAGGUGGCAUCCUAUGAUCAAGUCUGCAACCUUCCAUACCUUCGCGCAGUCAUCGAAGAGGCUCUCCGGGACCGCCCACCGGUUGGUCAAGGUCUUCCUCGUGUCGUACCAGAAGGUGGCGCAACCAUCGCCGGCCACUUUAUCGAAGGUGGCACCACCGUUUCCGUUCCCGUGGUGUCUCUUCACCACAACCCGUCCGUUUUCCCGGACCCGCACGAGUUCCGCCCGGAGCGCUGGCUCGAGGCCGACACACAGAAUUUGCGUGACUACUGUAUCCCGUUCUCUGUCGGCCCGCGGGCAUGCAUUGGACGUAACAUUGUCUACUUGGAGAGUCUGAUUAUCAUCGCAACACUUGUUCACCGCUAUGAUUUUGAGCUGCCGAGCCCGGAUUGGACGAUGAAGACAAAGGAGAGGCUGAAUAUCAACCCCGAGGCGUUGUGGGUGAGCGUUAAGAUGAGAUGA